Molecule: messenger RNA, 4372 nt
Organism: Dioscorea cayenensis subsp. rotundata (Guinea yam)
Lineage: Eukaryota; Viridiplantae; Streptophyta; Magnoliopsida; Dioscoreales; Dioscoreaceae
Product: histone-lysine N-methyltransferase TRX1-like
Exons: 25
Coding region: 172-3450 (1092 amino acids)
Biological process (GO): regulation of transcription by RNA polymerase II
Cellular component (GO): nucleus; chromatin
Molecular function (GO): protein binding
Source: RefSeq, a predicted model, not a curated record
AGGCAGGCGAAUAGUCAUGUAGCCCUAGGCGGGAAAACGGCGAUUCCGCUCAAAAACAUCCUCCUUGCUGCCUCGAAUACAUAAUCCGUCCUUCAAUCCUGAUUCUAAAACCCUAGAAACCCCGGCCCGAACCCUAGCCCUCACGGAAUUUCUCCAUCGGCGCGGCGGCCAAUGGAGAAUUUCGUGCACGAAGAGGAGGAGGUCGAUCAUCCCGUGCGGUAUCUUCCCAUCGGGCGUUUGUAUUCGCCCAGCCCCACCUGUAUCAACACCAGUGGAUCGUCCAAGAUAAUGUCGAAGAAGGUGAAGGCUCGGAAGGUUUUGGAGGACGAGGAUGACGAGUUGGGGAACACCGUCAUUGAUCAUGAUGGUGUAGAUACUGUGAAGCUUAAUUCUCCCGUUAAGCCGUUGCUGGUUUACAAGAGGGCGUCCAAGAAACAUCGGUCGCCCUCGGAUCAGACAUCUUUUCUUGAUAAAGUCUCACAUCGGGCUGAGUUGCAAGGUGACGGUGACUCGUCCGUGAAAGGGAAUGUGGCAUUGAGCGUGGUAGACCUUGAAAAAUCUGAACUUGGUUGUGAUCGGACUAUUGUUGGGAAAGACGCAAGGAAGAGGAAAAACUCGGUGAACUAUGAAUUGCUUAGUCUUGGGGAUGGCAUCAGAAAGAGUGCUCGAUUAAGUGGAAGUGCCAGCAGUGAAAGGACCAAUUAUGCUCAUCUUAGAAGGCGUUCUCGUGGUGAUUGCAAGGAGUCCAGAAGUCUUAGCAAGCAGAAGAAGUGGGUUGAAUUGAGCUAUCAGGGUGUCGAUCCACAUGCAUUUGUUGGUUUGGCUUGCAAGGUUUUCUGGCCUAUGGAUGACGAGUGGUACAAGGGAUCAGUGACUGCAUUUGUUUCAGCUUCCAAUCAUCAUUGUGUUGAAUAUGAAGAUGGUGAUGUUGAGAACCUUGUCCUUUUGAAUGAGAAAAUAAAGUUUCAUGUAUCCCCUGAGGAAAUGGAAUGCUUGGAUCUGAAGUUUGGAGCUCCCAAUGCAGAUAAUAAUGACCUAAAUUAUGAUGAGAUGCUAGCGUUGGCUGCGAGCUCUGACUGCCAAGAUCUUGAGCCUGGGGAUCUUGUAUGGGCGAAACUUACAGGGUAUGCUAUGUGGCCUGCACUCAUCAUGGAUGAAUCUUUAAUUGGUGGAAGAAAGGGUUUGAAGCGCACUAAAGGGGAUCGAUCAGUUCUUGUACAAUUUUUUGGAACCCAUGAUUUUGCAAGGAUCAAUUUGAAGCAGGCAAUCCCAUUUCUUAAUGGCUUACUGACUUCCCUGCAUCUCAAGUGUAAGCAGACAAGCUUCUGUCGAAGCUUGGAUGAAGCAAAGAUAUAUCUCAGCAAUCAGCAACUUCCUGAAAGAAUGCUGUUGAUGCAACAAGGCAUCGAUGCUAAAGAAUGUAGUAGUGCUUUUAAUGAGGAUGAAGAAAGGUGUGGCUCUUUUGAAGACAAUUCUGGCGAUGAAGUGAUGCAGAAAGCUGUUGAGUGCAUAAAAACUCCACUUGAUUUUGGCAAUCUUCUUCUUACCAACUUAGGAAAGGUCGUUUAUGAUUCAGAGUAUUUCCAUAACAAGCAGUAUAUCUGGCCAGAAGGGUAUACUGCAUUUAGGAAAUUUAUUUCUGUAAAAGAUCCAAGUUUAAUAGCUUCAUACAAAAUGGAAGUUCUGAGGAAUCCUAAAUUUAAAGGGCGACCAAUGUUUAGAGUAACAUUAGAUAAUGGUGAACAGAUUGAUGGACCCAAUCCAACUAUCUGUUGGGAGCAAGUUUAUUCCAGAAUAAAAAAGAUCCUAUUGUGUCAUGGUCAGCCUGCUGAAAUCGAAGGGAGUGAUUUUCAACAGUCUGGUUCUUACAUGUUUGGCUUCACGAAUCCACAGAUAUCCCAACUUAUCAAGGACUUGCCAAAUUCAAAAUUUUGCUCCAAGUACUUUGGCAGCUGUCGUGAGUUACCGGUAGGUUACAGAGCUGUUCAUGUUGAGUGGAAAGAUCUUGAUAGGUGCGGCGUUUGUCAUAUGGAUGAGGAGUAUGAAGACAACCUUUUUCUUCAGUGUGAGAAAUGUCGUGUGAUGGUUCAUGCCAGAUGCUAUGGUGAAUUAGAACCUUUAGAUGGAAUACUUUGGCUUUGCAACUUAUGCCGGCUUGGGUCUCCUAAAUAUCCACCACCAUGUUGUCUCUGUCCUGUUACAGGUGGUGUCAUGAAACCUACUACUGAUGGUCGGUGGGCUCACUUGGCUUGCGCCAUGUGGAUUCCAGAAACCUGCCUUUUGGAUGUGAAGAAGAUGGAGCCUAUUGAUGGUUUAAAUAGAAUCAAUAAGGAUAGAUGGAGACUUUUGUGUAGCAUUUGUAGUGUUUCUUAUGGAGCUUGUAUUCAGUGCUCUAAUAAGUCUUGUCGAGUGGCAUAUCAUCCUCUUUGUGCUCGUGCUGCCGGCCUUUGUGUAGAGCUUGAAGGGGAUCGUAAUCUCCAUCUUAUGGCAACGGAUGAGGAUGAUGAUAAUUGCAUUCGCCUGCUUUCAUUUUGUAAGAAGCAUAGCCAACCAUCUACUAAACAUAUUGCUAAGGAAGAAAAGCAUACAUUGCCCCCUCAAAAUGAUUCCAGCUGUCCGAUAUUCUCUUCAUCUGGUUGUGCCAGAAGUGAACCUUAUGUUUUCUCUGGGAGGGUAGUUCAGAAAGAUUCCCAGGUCUUUGCAGCGACAACAGUGAAGAGACGUUUUCUGGAGGACACACCUUAUCUGGUUUCUGGUUACUGCCAGAAUGGAAGUAGGCCUUCUUCUUUGCAUGAAUCGGCUCAAGCUCUCAGUUUGUCUGGUGUUUCAAAAUUGAGAACGCAAUCUGAAUCUUUUGGGACAAUGGCUGAAAAGUAUGAAAGUAUGAAGGAAACCUUAAGAAAAAGGUUAACAUUUGGGAAGUCAAGAAUUCAUGGUUUUGGUGUUUUUGCGAAGUGUGCACACAAGGCUGGUGACAUGGUAAUUGAGUAUACGGGAGAGCUUGUGAGGUCACCAAUUGCAGAUAUCAGAGAACAUAGUAUAUACAAUGCAUUGGUGGGUGCUGGGACAUACAUGUUCCGGAUAGAUGAUGAACGUGUCGUCGAUGCUACCAGGGCAGGAAGCAUUGCUCAUUUAAUCAACCAUUCAUGUGAACCUAACUGUUUCUCAAGGAUGAUAAGUGUGAACGGGGGUGAACAUAUCAUUAUAUUUGCAAAAAGAGAUAUUAACCAGUGGGAAGAACUGACAUAUGAUUAUAGAUAUUUUUCAACUGAUAAGCAACUGGCUUGCAAUUGUGGCUUCCCAAGAUGCCGUGGGGUUGUUAACGACAUAACUGAGGUGGAAGAGCAAGUCACCAAAAUGAGGGUACCUCAAUGCGAUGUGGUCCUACACAGUGAAAUAGAAGAAAAUAAAGAGUUUUCUGCAGUGCCACAGUGGCCAAGUACACCAUAAUGAAGCCGUAAGUUUAUCCCUAGAAUGCGGAUUUAUAUUUGUGCCCAUUUCCCUAGGAUGCCACCAGUGAGUUCGCAGAUUGCAUUGAUUUGCUUGAUCCAGCAGCAGCUUAUGCUGUCAUCAGGUGACUGAGGCCAAAAUGGUGGUAAUGCGUAGGAGAUCCUUCUUUUCUUUCAAUUAAGUGGAAAGCAAUUCAACCUGAUUCACUUUUGUCCAUUUUUAAAAUUAAAGACUCAAGUCUGACGAAUUUUCUAGUCAUUUCUAUUCUUGGGUGGAGAAAUUAGGAGAAAUGGUUGUAUAAAUGUAGAAUUCCUGAUUAUUAAAUUGAAGAAUGUUGUCAUUUUAGUUUGACACUCCCAAACUAACCGGUUGAUGUUGACAAAAUUCCAAUGCUAUUAAUGUAAAACAAAUUUUUUUUAGCUUAUACUAAAAGGCUCUAGACCUGAUGUUUUACUUUGAUUCUUAAUUAGUAUGUUUUGUUUGUGAAUUUUAACCAUGUGGAGAUCUUAGAACUGGUGCCAGCUAUGAGCAAUGGCCAGCCACACUGACUUGGAAAUAGAUGAUGGUAAUAUGAAAAAAAGGCUCUUCAGUCAAUGGUUAUUCGUCUCUGAAUGGAGAGGCUGAAAGAGUGGAAGAUGAGGAUGCGGAGAUGUAAGUGUAUAUUGCCGAGGAUGAUAUACAAGUUUUUGUACUAAGAAUUGCAUUAACUUAUAAAUCUAUGUAUUUGCUUCUCACCUUUCAAUAGCUUUUGUUGGUAUGUAAUCCUUGAACAUCAAUUACAGAGGUUGUUUAAUAAAUUUUUUUUAUGUUUUCAUUCCGGGGGGUUUUAAGAGCUUUUCCAUCUUAUGUUUUGUACAUUAUUUGCAAAAUUUGCUUAGUGGUAGCUUCAACUUAUCUGGUUCUGUAAUUUUAUUAUAUUAUA